AUGCCCUACCGACCGUUUCGCUCGACGUACUACGAUGAGCGCAUGCGGGCGCAACCGGCUCUGCUGCGCGCUCGAGCACCAUAUCUGAUCAAAAACACCAUAACCGGCUUCGUCAUCUGCUCGCUGGUAAUUGGCAUCUACACAUACACCAUCAACGUCAUCUCUCAAGACGAAUUCGACGACGUUAUCGUGCCGGACGAGCCCAUAAAGCGCCCCGCGCAACAGCCGAGCACGACCGAAAGCGUACAGCAAGCAAUGGCCGCAAGGAAGCAGUAG
Trematosphaeria pertusa is the source of this 276-nucleotide messenger RNA. RefSeq lists its product as uncharacterized. NCBI's taxonomy places the organism in Eukaryota, Fungi, Ascomycota, Dothideomycetes, Pleosporales, Trematosphaeriaceae. The transcript is spliced from 3 exons. Gene Ontology annotation, biological process: mitochondrial respiratory chain complex IV assembly. The record is from RefSeq and is a predicted model, not a curated record. Bases 1 to 276 code for a protein of 91 amino acids. Gene Ontology annotation, cellular component: mitochondrial inner membrane.